Nerophis lumbriciformis (worm pipefish) is the source of this 2205-nucleotide messenger RNA. Lineage: Eukaryota; Metazoa; Chordata; Actinopteri; Syngnathiformes; Syngnathidae. The record is from RefSeq and is a predicted model, not a curated record.
AUGUUUAGGUGUUUCAGGAACCUACGGGGCAGUAAGAGGGUCCUGGUGUUCGUGUUCGUAGCUUCUGUCAUUUGGCUGAUAGUGGACAUAGCUGUCCUCCGUGUCUCCAUCGGCGACGUCAACAAUCGGCUUGCGAAGGAAAGAGCGUUCCGGGAUCUGAGGCGGGCCAUUGAGAAGGGAAUAAACAUGAACAAAGACUAUGAGGAAGAGGAAGACGAAGACUCGGAGGAAGACACGGACGGUUUGAUUGAUAAACCUGUUAGACGUUUCAGAGUGCAUACGAAAAAGGAGCAUGUAAUUGAGAAGAACAACAUUCAAGCAGAUAAGAUUGACAUUAAACUACCUGCCGUUGCUGGAAAAGUACCUGUGGAUUUGCUUGACAGUGAUGCAUCACUAUUAAAAAAUAACACCAUAAAGAAAGACUCCAUUGCACUAAUCAAACCUGUGAAAACUCCAAAUUCAAGCAUUAAAGGAUUUAAUAAACCCCAGCCUGCGAAGGAAGAACUUUCCAUGAAGGAGGAGAAACAAAUUGAAAAACUUCUCAUUCAAGAAAAAAACAAAAAAUCUUUAGAGAAGGAGCAGAAAGAAACUGAAAAUGGAGAGAAGUUGAAGCAAUCAGAAACAGUCCAUGUGAAUAAGGCAGGGGUUCACCAGGUUCUUUCACUCGACGUGACCGCUGCCCCAAGAGAUCCCGGCGCCGUCGGCCAGUUCGGCCAGGCGGCGAUAGUUUCCACUGAGGAAGAGGCGCAAGUAAAGCUGAGGUGGGAUGAGGGCCAUUUUAACGUCUACUUGAGCGAAAAGAUCCCAGUGGACCGCGCCAUUCCCGACACUAGGCCUCAGACCUGCACUCGAGACAUGGUCCACGAUGACCUGCCGUCCACCAGUGUGAUCUUCUGCUUCGUGGACGAAGUGUGGUCCACCCUGCUGCGCUCUGUUCACAGCGUCCUCAAUCGAUCGCCACCGCACCUCCUCAAAGAGAUCAUCCUUGUGGAUGACUUCAGCCAAAAAGACUACCUAAAAGAUGAUCUCGACAAGUACAUGGCUAACUUCCCAAAAGUCCGAAUCCUUCGCUUGAAGGAGCGUCAAGGUCUUAUCAGGGCACGGAUGGUUGGAGCAGCUGCUGCUAAAGGUGAGGUCCUCACCUUCCUUGACUCGCACGUUGAAUGCAACGUUGGCUGGCUGGAGCCUCUGCUGGAACGCAUUUACCUGAACCGCAAGAUGGUGCCCUGUCCGGUCAUUGAAGUCAUCAGCGACCAGGACAUGAGUUAUAAGCUGGUUGACAAUUUCCAGAGAGGUGUUUUCAACUGGCCUCUAGUGUUCGCCUGGAACGCCCUCUCAGACGACUACGUGAAGAAGAACAAUAUGACUGUGGCCGAUCCUAUCAGAUGUCCCGUAAUGGCUGGAGGCCUUUUCUCCAUUGAUAAAAAAUACUUCUAUGAACUUGGCGCCUAUGAUCCAGGACUGGAAGUGUGGGGUGGGGAGAACAUGGAGAUUUCCUUCAAGAUUUGGAUGUGCGGGGGCGAAAUCGAAAUCAUCCCCUGCUCCCGAGUGGGACACAUUUUCCGUGGACAGAACCCGUACGAUUUUCCCAAUGACCGGCACAAGACGGUGGAGCGCAACUUGGCCAGGGUGGCCGAAGUUUGGCUAGACGAGUUCAAGGAUCUUUUUUACGGCCAUGGCUACAAUCAUCUGCUGAACCAAAAUACAAACUUGGGCGACCUAACUGAGCAGAUCAAGCUGAGGAAUAAGCUUAAAUGCAAGAGCUUCAAGUGGUACCUGGACAACGUGUAUCCAGAGUUAGAGGCUCCAUUAGUUAAAGCCGAGGGCCUGGUCCUCAAUCGGGGCUUAAGAAAAUGUCUUUCUGUGCUGAAUGAAAGUCUGGUCUUUGAGUUGUGUGAUCUCACCAAGCAGAAUCAGCACUUUAACUACACUUGGUUGUUGCACAUCCGCCAGCAGGAUAUGUGUGUCGAAUAUAAUAUAGCUACAAACACCAUCCAUUUACAGCCAUGUGACCGCUCCCUCGUCACACUACACUGGCUCCACAAGUCCUCCGAGUUAAAACAGCCUGAUCUAUUAACUGUCGAACACACCUCCAAACUAGUGUGUCUGGAAGUACAUCAGAAAACUAAACGGCUUCAUCUCGCCGCCUGUACCAAAGGUAACCUCUUCCAGCAGUGGGAAUUCACAAACUACUACACUAAAUAA